Messenger RNA from Nicotiana tabacum (common tobacco), 5058 nucleotides. The record is from RefSeq and is a predicted model, not a curated record. Lineage: Eukaryota; Viridiplantae; Streptophyta; Magnoliopsida; Solanales; Solanaceae.
ACCGAGUCCUUCAGGAAUUAGGCAUGGGAUUUAGCAUAGAUGUUAGUUUUAUACCUCUUAUUUUCUAGGUAAAUUUGGCCCGACCUUUCCCUUUUCUUUAUACUUCCUUUGUUUUUUUCCUUGGACUUCAGCGAAAACCUUCGGGGACCCUGUACAAUUGCAAGAUCGUCUCUUUUGUUGCUUAAACCCCAUAAACCUGCAAAAACCAUUUGCUUACCUCCUCCAAGAAACUUUCAAUACUGUUAUUCCCAAUAUUGUAAAAGUGUAUAUCAAUGAAGAACACAGACCCUAAGAAUCCCACCACUCAGAAAAUUUUUGGAACAGUUAUAAAUGAAGAUGAUGCCUCCCAUUUAGUCGGCGGCAUAGUUGAAAAGGGUUUUUCAGAACAACCAUUAAACGGGCCAACUAGUUGGACUUUUGCCCCUCGCCCCACUGUUCUUCCUUUUCCUGUGCCCCGUCACCGCUCUCACGGUCCACAUUGGGCACCAAAGGUUGGAGAUGUUUGUGGUAACAAUGAUCACGAUGAUGAAGAGAAUGAAGAGGAAGAAGAAGAUUUCACUGGAAUCAACCAGAUUGGAAAUUUUGCUAAGCCCGUGCAAAGAAAAGAGAAGAAAGGGAUGGAUUUUUGUAACUGGCGGGAGAUAGUGGCUAGUGAUAAUAGUUCUGUGCCAUACAAGAGGGAAGAAAGGGAGCGCAAGGUGAAUUCGACAUCAAAAGAGCGAAACGCUGUUGCAGAAGCAUCUCAAAACAAAAACAACUCUAAUGAACGUCCACCAGAUGAAAAUGGAAAUGGUGCUAGUUUAUCUGUAGAAGAUGGUACAAAAUCUCAGGAUGUCAUCAUGGAGGAUGAGCAUUUGGUUCAAGAGAAAGAGGAAGACAUGGCCAUGGAUAUCGAACAGGGAGGUGUGGAACAAAGUAGCCAUUCUGUCUUACCACAGCAGAAAUGUGGAAAUGGUAUCACUGAACAGGAUGAAGAAAUAAUUGAGGAUAUGCAUCCUACCUUACAGGUUAACGCUCAGAAAUGUAGCAUUUCUGCAAACAAAGCCGAUGCUAGCUUUGACUCCGAGGAAGUGGAAGGAAGGCACAAUGCUAGUAAUCUUGAGAGUCAAAUUGAUGCUGAGAAUCGAGCUCAAUUAGCAAAAAUGUCAGCUGAUGAAAUUGCUGAAGCACAGGCUGAAUUAUUGGCAAAACUAAGUCCAGCAGUUUUGGAGGCACUGAAAAGGAAAGGCCAAGAGAAGUUGAAAAGAGAAAAAUCUUAUAGAUCCGGUUCUCAUCUCAGUGGAGAAAAGGGUAGUUUGCUGGAUCGGAUGAAGAAUGAAACCUCACAAGGCACACAGAAAAAAAAUGUGGAAGAUGAUACUCCAAAGUUGAACGCCAGUACCAGUGUAUGGGAUGAAUGGAGUAAACGAGUUGAGAGUGUCCGAGAAUUAAGAUUUUCUUUUGAUGGCAAUAUUGUGGAGAGUGAACUUGAGGUCCCAAAGAGUGGUGUGUCCGUUGCGCAAGAUCUCUCCGAGCGUGACUAUCUACGAACUGAAGGUGAUCCUGGCGCGGCUGGUUACACCAUAAAAGAAGCAGUCGCUCUCACAAGAAGUGCAGUAGCUGGACAACGAACAAUUGCUUUACAUCUUAUUGCAUCUGUGCUUGAUAGAGCAAUAUGCAGAAUUCACCAGAAUCAGCUGGGGUGUAUCUUAAGAUCUCAGGACAGAGAUGGAUUUAAUGACUGGGAGGCCAUUUGGGCUUUCAUACUAGGGCCAGAACCUGAGCUUGCUCUAUCAUUGAGGAUGUCUCUGGAUGACAACCACAGGUCCGUAGUUCUGGCUUGUGCUAGAGCUAUUCAGUGUGCUCUUUCCUUUGAGAUCAAUGAGGAUUUUUUUGAAAUCGUGGAGAGGAUACCAACUCUUCAGAGGGAUGCACCUACUGCUCCUGUCUUUAGAAGUCGACCAGAGAUCGAAGAUGGUUUUGUCCAUGGUGGUUUCUGGAAAUACAAUACUAAACCUUCCAAUAUACUUCCUUUUGCCCGGGAUUCUGUGGAAAAUGAUGAAAGUGAACGCACUAUUCAGGAUGAUGUUGUUGUUGCUGGCCAAGAUAUAGCUGCAGGACUGAUUAGGAUGGGGAUCCUUCAAAGGGUUCAAUAUCUCUUGGAGACUGAGCCUUCAGCAGCUUUGGAAGAAUGCCUAAUUUCCAUAUUAAUUGCGAUAGCUAGGCAUUCGCCAACAUGUGCAGAUGCAAUUAUGAAGUGUCAACGGCUGGUUCAAACGAUCAUCAACAGAUUCACUAGUAAAGAGCAAAUGGAGAUUAGUAUCUCAAAGAUCAAGUCAGUUGCACUCCUGAGAAUUUUGGCUCGAUCUGACAAGGAGAACUGCCUAGAAUUUAUCAAGACUGGAAUAUUUCAAAAGAUGAUAUGGCAAUUGUAUCGAUAUACCUCUUUUGACCAAUGGGUAAAGUCUGGAAAAGAGGCUUGUAAACUUUCAUCAGCUCUUCUGGUUGAACAGUUACGGUUGUGGAAGGUUUGUGUGCAACAUGGGUAUUGUGUAUCAUACUUUGCCGAUUUAUUUCCUGCCUUGUGCAUUUGGUUGAAUGUUCCUGCGUUUGAAAAGCUGAUUGAGAACAGUGUCCUCAGCGAAUAUGCUGCCAUUGCCAAGGAAGCAUACCUUGUCCUGGGUGCUUUAACUAGAAGACUGCCGAUUUUUUAUUCCCACAUGCAACAAUUGGACAGGGGUACUACAGAAGAAGCAGAAAACUGGUGUUGGGCCCAUGUUGGUCCUAUGAUUGAUUCUGCCCUAGAGUGGAUCAGGUUAAAGAAGAUACCUCUCCUAUCUCGUCUAUUUGAGUGGCAAAAUGAGGAGGAAUUGAAUGGCGAUAUACAGGAUUCAGCAGUUUCUCCCUUGCUGUGGUUGAUAUCUUCAAUUAUGGACAUGCUUUCUGCAGUGCUUGAAGCUGUAAUCCCUGAAGAUAAUGCAGAGUUGCGCCAUGGGAGUCUUCCAUGGCUGCCAGAUUUUGUCCCUAAGAUUGGACUAGAAAUUUUAAAAAAUGGACUUAUGAGUUUUUCAGGCUUAGUUAGUGCAAGCCAUGAUAGUUCUGCUGGCAGCGGUUCAUUCCUUGAGUGUUUGUGUUAUUUGAGAAAAAUAAACGGACGAGAAACGUCAAUAGCGUCCAGUAGUUGCCUUCAGGGAUUGUUGCGAGUUGCUUGGUGUGUUGAUAAGCUGAUCUCACUAGCUAACAAUGAGCCUCGGGAUCUAUUCGCCAAAUAUCAGAGUUUCACAAGAGAGGAAGAAACUCUUGCUGAUGGGAUUCUUCACUGCUCUCUGCCUGAGUUAAGAACUUUGAUGACAAGUUUAGUGGAAUCAAAUGGUUCCAAAUGGCAUCAUAUGAAUUCAAUUGAGACAUUUGGUAGAGGUGGUCCAGCCCCAGGAAUUGGUGUAGGCUGGGGUGCCCCUGGUGGGGGCUUUUGGUCCAAACACAUUUUAUCAGCUCAAGUAGAUGCACGAUUGUUCAUUUACUUGCUUGAUGUUUUCCCUAUCGUAUCUGUCAAAGAUCAGUUUACAACUGAAGGCAUGAACACUAUUAUACAAAAAAUAAAUUCUGUCAUGGGAGCGUGUUUACUGCUGGGGCCAAUGGAUAGUUCUGCAGUAGAUAAGCUGCUUGAUUUCUUAUUUCAAGUUCCCACUCUAAAGUACAUCGAUUUCAGUAUACGCCAAUUUCUUACUCUUAAGCAAGGUUAUCAGUCUCUCGAGAGGGUGUAUGAAGAAGAGGACUAUUUAAUGUUGAGUGAUGUCUUAGCUUCUCACUUCAAGAAGAGAUGGUUGUCUGCAAAACAGAAGCGUAAAUCUGCUGCUGGAGAUGAGCACGUAUGCCGAAAGAAUCCAAAAAAAGGAAAUAUUUUAUUGGACACCAUUCCCGAGGAAAUUUCUGCAUCAAUCCCUGCCAGCCAAGAGCCUAAAUGUUUGGUGGCUGAGUGGGCUCACCAACGGUUGCAUCUUCCCUUGCAUUGGUUUCUCAGUCCACUCUCAGUGCUUUGUUCUACCAGCCAUGAGACUCUCGAUUUUCUUAAAGUUGCAAAAGGUGGACUCUUCUUUCUCUUAGGGAUUGAACUAAUGUCCACCUCCCUUCCUGCUGAGUUGCGUACGCCAGUUCGAAAUGUGCCUAUUGUAUGGAAAUUGCACACGUUGUCUGCAACUUUACUUUCUGGAAUGGACAUUUUUGAGGAGGAAAAUAGCAGGGAUCUCUACAAAGCUCUGCAAGAUGUCUAUGGACAGCUCCUUGAUAGGGAAGAAAAAGUUGAUGCAAUGAAACUGAAAUUUAAGACGGACAUACAUGAGAACUACUCCACCUUCAUUGACAAUCUAGUGGAGCAAUUUGCUGCAGUUUCGUAUGGUGACAUGAUAUUUGGUCGUCAAGUUGGAGUCUAUCUGCAUCACUUUGUUGAAGCUCCUGUGAGGCUUGCUGCAUGGAAUGCACUGUCUAAUGCUUGUGCUCUCGAGCUUUUGCCUCCUUUGGAGAAGUGCAUUGCCGCAACUUGUGGAUAUCUUGAACCUGUCGAGGAUGACGAGAGGAUGUUGGAAGCUUACUGUAAAUCAUGGGUUUCAGGAGCUCUAGACAAAGCAGCAAGUCGAGGAUCUGCCUCGUUCACUUUGGCCUUGCACCAUCUGUCAUCAUUUGUUUUCCAGACUUGCUCUAGGAAUAUGCUUCCUUUGCGAAACAAGCUUGCCAAAUCUCUGCUACGAGACUACUCCCGUAAGAAGCAACAUGAGAGCCUUUUUGUUAACUUACUGGAGUACCAAAGGCCAGGCACCAUAUCUGAGAUGCCCCAGCACAGUUGCAAUGUGGAAAAUAGAUUACAGAUUUUGAAAGAAGCUUGUGAAGGAAAUUCCUCAUUGUUGAGUGAGGUUGAGAAGCUCAGCUCUGUCAUUAGAAGGAAACAGCAUGUGGGAAGCUAAAAUUUUCUACAUCAAUCUUAUAACCAGUGAUGUAUAUAUGAAUUUAUCUUGAUAUGUAGGUGAUUAAAUCUCUGUACAUCUUCCUUUAAUUUAUUUACCUUACAAAAGAAGGUUCUGUACA